This is a messenger RNA of Zootoca vivipara (common lizard), 2851 nucleotides long. It is a transcript of the gene ST8SIA5, whose product is annotated as ST8 alpha-N-acetyl-neuraminide alpha-2,8-sialyltransferase 5. Gene Ontology annotation, molecular function: alpha-N-acetylneuraminate alpha-2,8-sialyltransferase activity. Gene Ontology annotation, biological process: oligosaccharide metabolic process; N-glycan processing. The record is from RefSeq and is a predicted model, not a curated record. NCBI's taxonomy places the organism in Eukaryota, Metazoa, Chordata, Lepidosauria, Squamata, Lacertidae.
CUUUGCAGAAGCGAGAAGCCGCCGAGACGCUUUCCCGCGCCUGGGAAGAACUUUCCGCCCGGCCGCCGCCGCCUCUCUCCCUCCGCCGGGGGGCGGCGAUGCGGGGCCGCCGUGCCCUUGAAUGGCGCGCCUCCGCGUCCUGCUCCUCCUCUUCUCUCCUUCGCCCCAGCCGCGCCUGAGCGGGGCUUGAGGAGGAUGCGGCUCCUUCUGCGAGCGAGACCUUGACGGAGCUCGGCUUCCCGGCCCCCUUUCCGCCAGCAUGGGCUACACGGACCCCACUUCCAGCCGGGAUCUGCUGGGGAACCGAACUUUGCUCUUCAUCUUCAUCUGCGCCUUCGCCGUCGUCACUCUCCUGCAGCAGAUCCUGUACGGGAGAAACUAUCUCAAGAGUGGGCUGCAGUUUAGCUGGCAGAGUGGAGAGGAAAUGGCCAAUUGGACCGGCAGCCUCAAUUUCACGGAUGGCGGAGCUCUGAGGAGUGGCGGUGACACUGGCACCAGGUACUUUGAGUUUUAUGAAGGUCCUUUGGAGUACAACUCCACAAAAUGCCUGGAGUUGAGGCAGGAUAUCAUUUCGGUGAAGGUUCUCUCGAUGGUGAAGCAGACAGAGUUGUUUGAAAGGUGGAAGAACCUUCAGAUGUGCAAGUGGGAGAUGAACAUCACCGAAGCCAGGCAGUUCAAGGCUACUCUGUCGAGGUGCUGCAAUGCCCCAGCCUUCCUCUUCACCACCCAGAAGAACACUCCUCUGGGAACAAAACUCAAAUACGAAGUGGACACAAGCGGCAUCUUUCACAUCAAUCAAGAAAUAUUCCGAAUGUUUCCAAAGGAAAUGCCGUACUAUCGCUCCCAGUUCAAGAAGUGCGCUGUGGUUGGAAACGGAGGGAUUCUGAAGAACAGCAGAUGCGGCCGGGAGAUCGACAGUGCCGAUUUUGUGUUCCGGUGCAAUUUGCCUCCCAUUUCUGAGAAAUACGUUGUAGAUGUUGGUGUAAAGACUGACGUCGUGACAGUUAACCCCAGCAUAAUCACCGAAAGGUUCCACAAGCUGGAGAAGUGGAGGAAGCCCUUUUUCGAGGUCUUGCAGGUGUACGAAAACGCCUCGGUCCUGCUGCCGGCUUUCUACAACACCCGCAACACGGACGUCUCUACCCGGGUCCGGUACGUCCUGGACGACUUCGAGUCCCAGCAGGCUGUCUACUUCUUCCACCCGCAGUACCUGAUCAACGUCUCGCGCUACUGGCUGACUCAAGGGGUGCGCGCCAAGCGCAUCAGCACGGGCCUGAUCCUGGUGACAGCGGCCUUGGAGCUGUGCGAGGAAGUGCACCUCUUUGGAUUCUGGGCUUUCCCGAUGAACCCCUCAGGGAUAUUUAUCACCCACCAUUACUACGACAACGUCAAACCUCGGCCGGGAUUCCACGCCAUGCCUUCGGAAAUCUUCAACUUCCUCCAUAUGCAUAGCAGAGGCAUUCUAAGGGUACACACGGAUGCCUGCGCCUGAUGCUGAGGGGUCAGGACAAGAGGAAGCUUGGUUAUUCUCCCGAGUCGUGUAAAGGAAAGGGAGGAAGGGAGACGACACGCCGGCAGCCCUGGGUCUCGAGAACCAAAUUGCACAACUGGUUUUUUUGUAAGGGGAAGAGUCUCCGCAAGGCUGCUUUGGCACCUUUCUGCAUCCGUGUCUUGUGAAAGAGUCCCCGUGUUACGGCUAUCAGCUGCCACGUUCUGAAAAAAGACUUGCGGCUGUGCAGAUUGUGUAGGAGAGGGUGGAGUGGUGGUUGUUUUUUUUUUAUAUAACGACAUUGAGAAAUUUAUGCAAUAAUGUUUGAUAACCAUACAUUUCUCCAAAGGCUUUGCGUUCCUCGUGAGCUGGGGUUUCCGACACCCUCCCUCGCUUCGCCAGCCUUGUAGGGUGGCUGCCGUUUGGGCUGAAGCCGACCUUCUCUCCACCGCAGGAAUCCACACCCUGCCUUGGAGCCCGUGAUGAACAGGAGAAGCACAUUGAUUAGUGGUUUUAAGCCAGAAAUAGAGCACAUCACUGUAACGAUUCCUUAUUUCGCCUCGAGGAAUGCACCAAACCUGAGCGUACUUGACAAAGCUGAGGAUCUAGACCCGUUGUUCUUAAGGUGUAGUGCCAAUGCCCUUAUGUGACAACGUUAGCACUCAUCAGGGGGUGCUCAAGGAAAACACUGUAAGGCUGCAUCUACUCUAUACAUUUGAAGCCCAAGGCUUCCACGGCAAGAAUUCUGGGGACUGUAGUUUACCCCCUCGCUGAGCUACGAUUCCCAGCACCCUUAACAAACGAUGGUUCCCAGGAUUCUUUGCGGGAAGCCACGAGUGUUACUUAUUUAUUUUUUCCAAUAAGAUUUUUGUUAUACAGCUACCUAAGUUGCAAGGUAAGAAAAAGAAGCAAUAGAAGAAGGGAAAGGGACAAUAGAGAUAGAGAGAAGAGUGGAAAGGGAGUUAAAAAGCAGAAACAGAGAAACUGCUUUAAAUGUGUGGUGUGGAUGUGGCCAAAGGGGCAUUGUUUCUGUGCCCUGUCUGCAAAUCUGCUGUUUCCCCUUUUAGUUUUCCAUAAGUACCACGGGCAGGAAGAUCAGGGUUCAGAGGUUGUUGAAAUAAUACACAUCUCUUUCCUCUCCCUGCCAGGCUGCUCUCUUAAACAACUUACUGUGGAUUCAGGCCCGUCCUAGCCGUAGAGGCUAGUGGCGCGGAGAACCACGGCGCCGGGCGCUGGAGGGCGCUGGAAGGGUGCCAAGUGAGUGCAGGGUUCUGGCGAUCUGGCCAGGACUGCGCUCCUUCUCCGAUGACUCCGCGCUGCGCCUCCUUCUCAUUUCCCCAGCGCUGGGUUCCGCUCAGUCGA